CGGCGGGGCAGCGCACGGGGGGAUUUCCUGGGCGGAAGCAGCGGAGGGGGUUUCCACUGCUCUGCCACAGAGCUCCUGCUCCUGCCCCAGCACCGACCCGAGCCAGGACUGAACCAGGACUGAACCAAGACCAGACCAGGACCAGACCAGGACCCGAGCCUGGGGAGCAGCCGCCCUCCGCAGCCUCAUCCCCGCUGACAUGAGCUCCAGCACCGCGGGGCAUCCGUCCCCCUGAAGGCGGUACAGGCGCACCGACAGCCCGCGGACCUGCCGCCGAGGAGCCGCUGGUUCAUCAGGUGAUGUCGGGGAGGAGCCAUGAUCUCAGGGAGGUGCAGAUCCCGCUGCUGCAGGCCCCACCUCCUCAGCAUCGAGCGGCCAAUCACACGCCUCCUCCCCACAGACCGACCAAUCACUGGCCACCCAGCGAAGCCCCACCCCCCACAGGGGGGGCGCUGCUGCCGGUACAAGGGGGUUUCCGAGAACGGUUCGUACUUCCUCCUGACGAUAAAUAUCGAUGCGAGAAGUGCGGUUUGGUUUUGGUGCAACCACGACAGACCGAGUGUGGACACCGAUUCUGCAACUCCUGCAUCACAGAGCUGCUCAGUCGUCCAAACCCAGUUUGUCCGGCCGAUCGCGAGCCACUCUUCCCCGACAAGAUUUUCCGAGAUAUUUGCUGUCAGCGGGAAAUCCUGGCACUCAAAGUUUUCUGUCGCAGUGAAACCAACGGCUGCAAAGAACAGCUCAGCCUGCAGCAGCUGCCAGACCACCUGACUGUGUGCCCGUUCCUGGAGGUGCCGUGCCCGCUGGGCCGCUGCCAGGAGCGGAUGAUGAGGAAAGACGUCCCUGAACAUUUGAACUGGAAAUGUAAACACAGAGAGACCAGCUGCGACUUCUGCCUCUGCAAGAUGCCCCUGGCAGAUCUGCAGAAACACAAAGAGACGGUGUGUCCAGCAUUUCCUGUUUCCUGCCCAAACCUGUGUUCCUCUGUCCCUCUGCCGCGCUCAGAGUUACAUGUCCACCAGGGGGAGUGUCCCAAAGCUCAGGCCAACUGUCCAUUCCACAGAUUCGGCUGCUCCUUUAAGGGUCUGAAGGACGAGCUCAAACUUCAUGAGUCGAGUUCUGUGUCUGAGCAUUUAAGAAUGAUGUCAUCCAGAAGCUCCGCCCUCGAGAGCAAGGUGGAGGACCUGAGGGUGGAGGUGUCAGACAGGUUCCUGUCCCUCCCAGGUCUGAGCAGUCGUUUGUCUGAGACUGAGGUCCACACUGAAGACCUGAGGGAGCGGAGCCGACAGAGCGAACACAAGCUGACCACUGUGCAGAAAUUGCUGAGUGCUCACUCUGAGAAGCUGUUGGAGUUGGAGAUGGAGUUCCGUUCUGUUCGUUCUCUCAGAGACGAGGUCGAGAACCUCAGAACCAGGAUCACAGCCCUGGAACAGACCCGGACUGGAGCCGGGACCAGCCACGCGCUGGUAACGCUGGAGACGCAGCUCGGGCGCCAUGAUGACAUGCUGAGUGUUCACGAGAUCCGAUUGGCCGAUAUGGACUUGCGCUUCCAGGUCCUGGAGACUGCAAGCUAUAAUGGAACUCUGAUCUGGAAGAUUCGGGAUUACACGCGUCGGAAACAGGAGGCGGUUUCGGGGAAGACGCUAAGUCUUUAUUCACAGCCAUUUUACACGUCUUAUUUUGGGUAUAAGAUGUGCGCCCGCGUAUACCUGAAUGGGGACGGCAUGGGCAAGGGCACACACUUGUCCCUGUUCUUCGUGGUGAUGAGAGGAGAGUACGACGCACUGCUACACUGGCCUUUUAAACAGAAGGUGACACUGAUGCUGAUGGACCAGGGUGGUGCACGCAAACAUCUGGGUGACGCGUUCAAACCUGACCCCAACAGCAGCAGCUUCAAACGCCCCAGCGCUGAAAUGAACAUUGCCUCUGGGUGCCCGCUGUUCGCCAACCAGACCAUGCUAGAGUCUGGCUCUUAUAUAAAGGACGACACCAUCUUUAUCAAGGUGACGGUGGACACCUCAGACCUGCCUGACCCCUGACAGCUACAUCCCAGAGGAUGAUGGGAAAUGCGGUUCAACAGAGACUCGGCUGAGAAGUCCGGAGCGGCUUCUGAUUGGCUGAAGGAGGGCAUUGCUACGGCAACAUAGCUGUUUACCGAUGCCAUGCAUCGACUGGUUAUGGCCUGCACUGGGACUUAACCUGGGUUAAACCAGGACUACAGAAAGACUAAACCAGGUCUAAGUCGACCUGAGGUCUAAAGCAGAACUCAGGACUAAACCAGAGCCCCAAGAGACUGAGAGGGCCCGAGCCCUGACUGUGUUUGUGAAGUGGAUCGAAUAAAAUAAAAUAAAAUAAAAUAAA
This is a messenger RNA of Periophthalmus magnuspinnatus, 2361 nucleotides long. It is a transcript of the gene traf3, whose product is annotated as TNF receptor-associated factor 3. Lineage: Eukaryota; Metazoa; Chordata; Actinopteri; Gobiiformes; Gobiidae. Bases 300 to 2039 code for a protein of 579 amino acids. Gene Ontology annotation, molecular function: zinc ion binding; tumor necrosis factor receptor binding. Gene Ontology annotation, cellular component: plasma membrane signaling receptor complex. The record is from RefSeq and is a predicted model, not a curated record. Gene Ontology annotation, biological process: regulation of canonical NF-kappaB signal transduction; Toll signaling pathway; positive regulation of JNK cascade. The transcript has 15 exons.